AUGUCGGGUCUACCCAGCUCAGACAUCGUGAAGCUCGUAUGGGCUCGCAUCGCAGGCAGCCCUGCCGUGGCGCACCUCAAGAAUGCCGUCUUUGCCAUCGUGCUCUACCGCUACUUGACAACUGUCGGUCGGGACAUCUCGUAUAAGGGACCCGUGGGUGCCUUCAAGGCAUACUUCAAACGGGCUCUUCAGUAUGUCUUGACUCUGUCGCGGAAAGUGAUUCCAGGCGCCAACUCCCUUGUAAAGAAAGAGGUAGCGAAACAUGUUGAAGGAAUCGAGAAGAAGAUGGUCAACAUCCAGCCAGGCACAAAGGUCUACCGUGCCCUGCCCGCCGAAGGCCUGUCGGAUGGAGCCGUCCGCUCGGAACUGGAGAGGUACCAGAAGAUGGGACAUGUCAACUGGAGGGACGGAAAGAUCUCAGGCGCUAUCUACCACGGCGGCGAGGAUGUUUCUGCACUUAUCACAGAUGCCUUUUCCCGUUUCACCAUCACCAACCCACUGCACCCCGAAAUCUUCCCCGGCAUCCGUCAAAUGGAAGCCGAGGUCGUCUCAAUGGUCCUUCGAAUGUACAAUGCCCCUGACUCUGGUUGCGGAAGCGUGACCUCUGGUGGAACUGAGAGCUUGCUGAUGGCUAUCAAGGCCUACCGUGACAUGGCGAGAGAUCAACGCGGAGUCACGGAGCCUGAAAUGGUCGUCCCCGUUACCAUCCACGCUGCAUUCGACAAAGGCGAAAGCUACUUCGGAGUCAAACUCAUCCACAUCCCGAUCGAUUCCACCACUGGCAAGGUAGAUCUUGCCAAGGUCGGACGCGCCAUCAACCGUAACACUAUCCUGAUCGCUGGUUCAGCACCCAACUUCCCCCAUGGUAUCAUCGACGACAUCCCCGCUCUCGCCGCUCUCGCCAAGAAGGCGGGCAUCGGCAUGCACGUCGACUGCUGUCUCGGAGGCUUCAUUGUCCCCUUCGUUGAAAAAGCCGGUUUCCCUCUCGACCACCCUUGCGAUUUCCGGGUGGACGGCGUGACGUCUAUCUCUGUCGACACUCACAAAUACGGAUUUGCGCCCAAGGGUUCGUCGGUCAUCAUGUACAGGGAUAAGUCUUACCGCGACUACCAGUACUUUGUUGCUACUGAGUGGACAGGUGGUAUUUACGCGUCUCCAACUAUUGCUGGAUCUAGGCCUGGCGCCUUGAUCGCUGGCUGCUGGGCAGCCAUGGUGCAUUUCGGUGAAUCUGGCUAUGUGAAGAGUACCAAAGAGAUCAUGACCUCGGCUCGUAGGAUCCGAGAAGGCAUCAAGAACAUCUCCGGCCUCAAAAUCGUCGGCAACCCCAUCCUCUCCGUCGUCGCCUUCCAAGCCGAAGCCCCAAUCAACACCUACGCCGUCGCCGACCUUCUCUCCCGCAAAGACUGGCACCUCAACGUCCUGCAGAACCCGCCCGCAAUCCACAUCGCCUGCACCAUGCUCACCCGCAACUCAGCAGAAGAGCUCCUGCGGGACCUCGACGAAGCCAUUAUGGAGAUCAGACGCGACCCGGCUGCCGGACAGGGCGCCGUUGCGGCGAUCUAUGGGACUGCGGCGAGUGUGCCGGACAGGACUAUCAUUGCGGAUGUCACGAAGGGGUUCUUGGACGCUUUGACCAAGAUCUGA
Messenger RNA from Fimicolochytrium jonesii, 1644 nucleotides. Its product is annotated as pyridoxal phosphate-dependent transferase. Bases 1 to 1644 code for a protein of 547 amino acids. The transcript has 7 exons. NCBI's taxonomy places the organism in Eukaryota, Fungi, Chytridiomycota, Chytridiomycetes, Spizellomycetales, Powellomycetaceae. Gene Ontology annotation, biological process: carboxylic acid metabolic process; sphingolipid catabolic process. Gene Ontology annotation, cellular component: endoplasmic reticulum. The record is from RefSeq and is a predicted model, not a curated record. Gene Ontology annotation, molecular function: pyridoxal phosphate binding; sphinganine-1-phosphate aldolase activity.